CCCCGUCAAACGACUGGCACAAGUUGAUUCAUAUCCCUUGCAACUCUUCUUCUACUGUCCCUUCUGAUCGCUCCUUUCUCAUCCGCCUAUGGCAUCUUUCUGAUUCAUCUUUGGUGGGCCGCUUUCAAAAGUCUUCUCUUCUUUCCUCAGUUCGUCAAAUCUUUUUGACCCUUGGCCAAGAGCAAGCAAACAUUGCCCGCCAUGUAUAAUGCGCCCGCUGCUCAAGCUUCUUUCCAGCAGCAACAGCCAUAUCAAAACGGCUAUGCACAACCUCACUAUCCUGCGGUAGCCGGCUAUGCUCAGCCUCCGUAUCAGCCUGCUCCAACACCAGUGGCAUAUGGAGCCCAACCAUACCAGCAACCUUAUGCUGCUCCUCCACAAAACGGUCCCCCUUUGAAAAAGCAAAAAGGCAAUCCCGUGAUCACACGCUAUCCUCCACCUCCUGGUUACAAACAACAGCCGACAUAUACCGCGGCUCCAUAUACAGCCCCGACUUAUCCUACUCACCAAGCUCCUCAGCCAGCUUACCCUCAGCAGGGUUACCAAGGAUAUCAGGCUCCACCCACCACAGGCUAUCCUCCGGCAGCAACUUAUCCCACUCAGCCCGUGUAUGAUCCGAGCCAAGCUUACCAGCAGCCACCUUAUCAACCUCAUCAACCUCCGCAACCAGCACAAUCGUAUACAGUGGCAGCACCCGUACAGCCGUACGCUGUGCCUGCAUCUGCAUAUCCCCCUCAGGAGCACUCAGGAUAUUACGAUGUGAACGGUGCUUACGUCGCUGCGCCUUCUGCCCAUUCAACGCCGUACAUGGAUGCUUCCGCCUAUCCCCUACCCAUCAGCGAAGACGGAUACGCCGCGUCGCAUACUCGACAGUCCAGUCUCGACUUCGGCCUUGAUUUCGACUUUGAAGGUGAAGCUGGCGUUCCGGCUGAGGAGGUCGUGCCAGAGCUGAGCCUCGGUCUUAUCAUAUGGCACCCCGCUAUCCCGACUAGCAAGCCAUUGCCGUCAGUCUUCGACGAUGUUGAACCGACGUGGACCGAGUCAGUGAAGGCGACUGAAGAUGCACACAUCAGUGUCACAUCCGAAUUCUUCCCCGACGACAUGUCCGUCGACAUCAGACUGAGUGUGCGAGACACAGAUGAGUGGGAAAAGGUCAAGGAUGACCUGAUCUUCGUCGAGUUUGGCAAGACAGCUGUGACUGUUCCUGUCCGCACUGUCAUUGCGAAUCGUGAUCGACCGGAUCCUGUCACUGACCAACUUGAGCCGGUCACUCAGGAUAAUGUCACUGCGCUAGUCUCGCACCCUGAAGCGCUGAUGCAGCAAGCUGUCGCUGGAGCGUACGAAGAUCAGUCUGAUGGAGACCAAGCUAUGGACAUGAGUGACGACGAAGAUGAACCAGCGAAGCCUGUCUUGCAGCCAGUCAUUCAGCCUCUCGCACAUCCUUUGCCCCGUCCAGUAGCUCAUGCCGCUCCGCCUGUGAAGCAGGUUACUAUCCUCGACACCUUGGAGCAGGCCCUGGGUCCCAAGUCGCCUCGAAAGAACGACAGACAGUCAUCUAGAGCUUCUGCUCGAUACUCGAGAUCGCGAUCCCCUGAGAAACGCAGCCGACAAGGAUCACAACAACCCAAGGCCAAGCCUGCUCCGCUUCCCAAGGAUUCAGCCCAGGAGAAUAUUCUUGCCGCGCUUGGUGUCGAAGGAUCGCCUAAGAUGGUCUAUCCCACCCCACCUCCUGCUUUGGGGCUACCAGUUCCCCCGACCAAUCGCAAAAAGAUCACCCCUCCUGGCGCCUUCGGGCCUGCAGGCCAACGCUUCGCAUAUGGUCCCCAAUUCCCUCCUCCACCUCCUCCUCGCGAAAGCAGAUCACCAUCUUUCGAUCCUUGGCGUGCACACGAUCCUGCGAGUCCCAAGUCGACUACUUCUCAGCACACCGCUGUUGGCUCGGACUUCCAUCCCGACGACGUAAUGGUCGAUUUGGAUGCAACUCCCAAAGCCAAGGCGCCAGUCGCUCCCGAGAAAUCAGGCAGCGGUAGGAAGCGCACCUAUGAGGAAGUCGCCGCUGCAGAAGGUCGCCGCAGACAGGACGAUGAUACACCCCGAGCACAUCGCAUGCGACGGAGUAGACAAGAUGUUUACAGUCGCUAUCGCCGGUAAGCGUCCAACAUGCUUGGUUAUGUCUGAACGACAUCAGGCACAAGUUCACUUCUUUUGCCCCCCUUUUU
Aureobasidium pullulans EXF-150 is the source of this 2219-nucleotide messenger RNA. RefSeq lists its product as uncharacterized. Lineage: Eukaryota; Fungi; Ascomycota; Dothideomycetes; Dothideales; Saccotheciaceae. Bases 202 to 2151 code for a protein of 649 amino acids. The record is from RefSeq and is a predicted model, not a curated record. The transcript has 4 exons.